GGCCGCCACGCAGGCAGGACAAUCGCCCGGGCCGCUUCUAUGUAGCGUUAAUACCUCUGCCCGGGAUGCCCAACAACAAUCGAAUAAUCACAUGAGUCAAAAUGAAUUGACUUUAAAAAAAAAACAAAAAAAAAAAAAGGAAAUUCAGUGGGCCACGUCUUGACCGUUACGGAUCAAAUAAUCUGGAAAAAGACCAAGGAACGUAGUCUCACCAGGUGCUUCAGAUCCUCCUCGCAGAGUCCCGCGUAGCGAUAGCGCUGCUGUUCAAACUCAUAGCGGGUCGUUUUGGUGACGACCGCUACUUUUUCCGGUUGAAAUCCGUCCGUCGGUUUCGUCGAAGAGUUGCCGCACGAUGACGUGUGGAGCGGGCAAACGCGCGCACUCGCCACGUGACGCAUCAACGUCACCGCAGAACGGCGAGGCAUCACUUUGGAAAUGCAAAACAAACAACAACAACAACAACAACAACCACCAAAAAACAAACAAAACAAAAACAAAAAACAACCAACGACGACGCUAAAUUAAAAGUCCCGCAAGACGCGCCCGCGUGACCCUCACGAUCGGGGCUACGAGUCGCUUUCGCACAUGUCAAUCAAGCCACCGGGAGUUGCGAGUGUCCAGUCAAGAAGUUGGGAGUAUUUGCCGAGAACCGACUUGUAAUCGUUCGCCGGUCAAUUCGCUAACAUUCGACGACAGUGGACGACAGCCCCAUCUCGCUCGCCAAGUAGUUAUCGUGCCCUUGGUCCCAGAGAGCAAGCUAGCCUUGCGUUACGAGCAGCACGAAGCUAUCGACGGCGAGCACGUUGCUUCGAAUUCGUAAGCGAGAAGGCCCGUGCUUGAUGGAACGACUGGAUUCAAUCUCAUCGCAAAUUGCGCGCAGCAGGAUGCAGCGUUUCAGAGAAGGCAUCCACAUACGCACCAUGAAGGCCAAGAGGAAAGUGGAGGAGAUCUCCAAAGAGGACAUCCGGACCUUUCUCAAAAAGAAUGCCUUUGUGCUCUUCACAGUGGGUGCAGUUGUUGUGGGAAUUAUUCUUGGAUUUGCAUUGCGUCCCUAUAAGAUGUCGUAUCGAGAGGUGAAGUACUUCUCUUUCCCUGGGGAGCUACUGAUGAGAAUGCUGCAGAUGCUUGUUCUACCCUUAUUGGUCUCCAGUCUAAUAACAGGAAUGGCAGCUUUGGACAGCAAAGCCUCCGGGAAAAUGGGCAUGAGAGCUGUGAUUUACUACAUGACCACUACUUUUAUUGCGGUCUUCAUUGGUAUCCUCAUUGUCCUUAUCAUCCACCCAGGAAAAGGUUCUAAAGAUGAGUUUGGGAAACAACAAAUGAUAGAGCAAGUCAGUCCUGCAGAUGCCUUUUUGGAUCUGAUUAGAAAUAUGUUUCCUCCGAACUUGGUCCAAGCCUGCACACAACAGUUCAAAACAAAGUAUGGAAAACGAGUCGUUCACGUGACGGUGACAGUGAACGACACCCUCUUCAAUACAACCAACGACACCCAGGAGGUCAUGGAGAUCACCCGAGAGGAAGUGAUACCGGUGCCCGGUCAGGUGAAUGGAGUAAACGCGCUGGGCUUGGUGGUCUUCUCUAUGUGUUUUGGGCUGAUAAUUGGCAACAUGAAGGAGCAAGGCCAGCUCCUGAGGGAUUUCUUUGACGGCCUCAAUGAAGCAAUCAUGCAGCUGGUUGCCAUCAUCAUGUGGUACGCUCCUAUUGGCAUCCUGUUCCUCAUUGCAGGGAAAAUAGUGGAGAUGGAUGAUCUCACACAGAUGGGUGGCCAGUUGGGCAUGUAUACUAUCACAGUUAUAAUCGGCCUCAUGAUCCAUGGCGUUCUUAUUCUUCCCACCCUGUAUUUUGCCAUCACUCGGCAGAACCCUUUCAUUUUCAUCGCUGGCCUUGUGCAAGCUCUGGUCACGGCGUUGGGCACCUCUUCGAGCUCGGCCACCCUCCCUGUCACAUUUAAAUGUCUGGAGGAGAACAACAAGAUAGACAAGCGAAUUACUCGCUUUGUGUUGCCCGUGGGUGCCACCAUCAACAUGGAUGGCACCGCUCUCUACGAAGCGCUGGCAGCCAUUUUUAUUGCCCAAGUCAACAACAUGGAGAUGAACUUUGGUCAGAUCAUCACCAUCAGUAUUACAGCAACUGCAGCGAGUAUCGGAGCUGCCGGGAUCCCACAAGCGGGCCUGGUCACGAUGGUGAUUGUAUUGACGUCUGUUGGACUUCCCACCGACGACAUUACUCUGAUCAUUGCAGUUGAUUGGUUCCUGGACCGUCUGCGUACCACCACCAACGUUUUGGGCGAUUCAAUCGGAGCCGGCAUCAUAGAGUUCCUCUCUCGACACGAGCUUCGCAGCAAGGAUGUGGAGAUGGGAAACUCUGUGCUGGAGGAGAAAGAGAGGAAGAAACCUUACAAGCUCAUCUCACAAGAUAGUGAUUUGGAAAAUGACAAACGCCGUCACAAUGAAUCAAGCAUGUAGUUUUCCCUCAACAUCUGCUUCAGCUUUUAGACGUGCAACUGAUGCAGUUUUCUUUUUUUGUUAUUCUUUUUUUAAGAGUUCUCGUGCUUCCUUUUGGUUUCCCACUACCAUUGUUUGUUUUUUU
This is a messenger RNA of Phycodurus eques (leafy seadragon), 2589 nucleotides long. RefSeq names its product excitatory amino acid transporter 1-like. Gene Ontology annotation, biological process: D-aspartate import across plasma membrane; L-aspartate import across plasma membrane; L-glutamate import across plasma membrane. The transcript has 10 exons. Lineage: Eukaryota; Metazoa; Chordata; Actinopteri; Syngnathiformes; Syngnathidae. Gene Ontology annotation, cellular component: plasma membrane. The coding region runs from base 840 to 2465 and encodes 541 amino acids. The record is from RefSeq and is a predicted model, not a curated record. Gene Ontology annotation, molecular function: glutamate:sodium symporter activity; L-glutamate transmembrane transporter activity; neutral L-amino acid transmembrane transporter activity.